Drosophila busckii is the source of this 1063-nucleotide messenger RNA. It is a transcript of the gene Gmer, whose product is annotated as probable GDP-L-fucose synthase. Gene Ontology annotation, biological process: nucleotide-sugar biosynthetic process. Gene Ontology annotation, molecular function: GDP-L-fucose synthase activity. The coding region runs from base 79 to 1041 and encodes 320 amino acids. The record is from RefSeq and is a predicted model, not a curated record. The transcript is spliced from 4 exons. NCBI's taxonomy places the organism in Eukaryota, Metazoa, Arthropoda, Insecta, Diptera, Drosophilidae.
UUAUUGCUGCAACACUGCACAGCUGUUGUUUUGUUUUUGUGUUUUUGUGCUGUUUUUUGAUAAAAGUAAAUAAAUAAAAUGAAAAAGGUGUUGGUAACAGGCGGCACAGGCUUAGUAGGCAAAGCGCUGCAAGCUAUUAUUAAGGAACAACAGCCAAGCGAUGAGGAAUGGUUUUUUGCCGGCAGCAAAGAUGCGGACCUAACUAAUGCAGCUGCCACGCAAGCAUUAUUUGAUAAAGUUAAACCGACUCAUGUGAUACACUUGGCUGCCAUGGUGGGUGGACUAUUCCAUAAUAUGAACAACAAUUUGGAUUUCUUGCGCAAUAACCUGCUGAUCAACGAUCAUGUGUUGCAAACUGCACAUGAACAUGGCUGCCACAAGGUUGUCUCCUGUCUCUCCACAUGCAUUUUUCCCGACAAGACCACUUAUCCCAUAGAUGAAACUAUGGUGCACAACGGACCACCGCAUAGUUCCAAUUAUGGCUACUCGUAUGCCAAGCGCCUAAUCGAUGUGCAGAAUCAUGCGUAUUAUGAUAAGCAUGGGCAUUUAUUUACCUCUGUGAUACCCUGUAAUAUAUUUGGACCGCACGACAAUUACAGACCAGAGGGGCAUGUUAUACCAGGCAUGAUAAGUCGCAUGUAUGAGCUGCGCCAGCAACAGCCAGAGCUGCCCGAGGAGCAAAAGGUGUUUACAGUCUAUGGCAGUGGCAAGCCGUUGCGGCAGUUUAUCUACUCCUUAGAUCUGGCCAAGCUGAUGAUCUGGGUGCUAAGAGAGUACCAGAGCGUGGAGCCCAUUGUGCUGAGUGUGGAUGAGGCAGCGGAAGUUAGCAUCUAUGAAGUGGCUGAGGCUAUAGCUGCUGCAUUUAAGUUUAAGGGUCAACUGAUUUGUGAUACCAGCAAAGCUGAUGGACAGCAUAAGAAGACCGCGUCUAAUGCCAAGUUGCGCGCACUUUUGCCAGAUUUUGAAUUCACAGACUUCAAAAGCGCCAUACAAUCUUCAGUGCUUUGGUAUAUUGAAAACUAUGCAGCAGCUAGAAAUUGAAUUUGGAAAAUAAAAAUGCACA